Messenger RNA from Ostrea edulis (European flat oyster), 5371 nucleotides. Its product is annotated as nicotinamidase-like. The record is from RefSeq and is a predicted model, not a curated record. Gene Ontology annotation, molecular function: calcium ion binding. The transcript is spliced from 8 exons. Bases 71 to 1156 code for a protein of 361 amino acids. NCBI's taxonomy places the organism in Eukaryota, Metazoa, Mollusca, Bivalvia, Ostreida, Ostreidae.
GUUAGCGUUUAGUGUGAUGCUAAUGUAAACAUUGCAUAUUCAUUCUUCCGUCAACUGUUGUAAUAGACAGAUGGAUUCUCCGGACAGGGAUAACUUCUUUGAUAAAUUUGUUGAUAGGAAAAAGAUUUUUGAUAAGCAAGAUUGCGUACAGUGCUUUCAACACUUUGACGUAGACAGAGAUGGCUUCUUGAAUAAGAAUGAGUUUCACUUGUUAGUGUCAGAUGUUUUCUGUGAUGGAUCACAGUCAUACAAAUUGACAGAGGAACAGGAGAGGGAGCUGCUGACCCUUCUGGACCAAGAUCAGGAUGGACAGAUUAGUAAAGCUGAGUUCCUAGGAAACUGUUAUUACUGGCUAAAACAAGUUCUGCAGCCCAGCUCAGCUUUAAUUGUUGUGGAUGUACAGAAUGACUUUUUGGAUGGAAACCUUGCACUUCGUAACUGCCCUGCGGGUCAGGAUGGGUUAGGAGUCAUUCCGGCCAUUAAUUCUGUCCUUGACACAGUGAACUUUGAACUUGUAGUGUACACCAGAGAUUGGCACCCAGCAGAUCACAUCUCAUUUGCAGAAAACAAACACGUCAGACCAUUCCAUUCUACAAGCCAAAUUUCUCAGAAAGAAGCCAAAGUUUGUGACACGGUGAUAUUUGAGGGACCUCCAGUUACUGAGCAAAUACUAUGGCCAACUCAUUGUGUUCAGGGAAGCUGGGGAGCUGAAAUUCACACGGAUCUCAAGGUCCCAGACAAUAGUAUUUUUGUAGACAAAGGCAAGAAUCCUGAUGUAGACAGUUACUCGGCGUUCUGGGAUAACAACAAACAGUCACAGACAGAACUGGUCCAAAUCCUCUCCAAGAGCAACAUCACAGAUGUUUAUGUCUGUGGGGUAGCUUAUGAUGUGUGUGUAGGUUUUACUGGCUUAGACGCUAUAGACCAUGGGUUUAGGGUGGUCGCCUUGGAUGAUGCUUGCCGUGGUGUAGACUUAAAGAAAAUAGAUGAAAUGAAGAAAAACCUCCAAGACAAAGGGGCCAUUGUUGUUAAUACGUGUAAGGUGAAGGACAUUGUAGAAGGGUCUGAUCGUCCUCCAAAGCUUGGGAUUCAGACGGCCAGGAACGUCGCUCUCGCACGGACAUUAGUUAAUAACAAUAAGGUUAUCCCAACAUAAUUUUCCCUCUUCCAGUUCAACAUUUAAAGUUUAUAUAAAUCACAUCUUGCAUCAUAAGCUUGUAUACAAGUUCAGUGCUUGACUUUAACUUGUGUGGCUUUGCAAGGUUUAAGGACAUUCAUUGAAUUUUUUUUCUCUCUCUACUAUUUUUUCUCAUUAUAUCAACAGAAAAAUAAGAUACAAUAAAGUACAUGUAUCAGAGUUUAAUUUUUAAAAAAAAUGAAUCUUAAAUCUGGUGAAAUAAGAGUUAAGCCAUGAUUUAGGAUUUUUCCCUGAUGCCUGACCCUGAGGGGGUUCAACCCAUUCAAUGAGAUCAAUUUCCAAGUUCACACCUUAAUCAAAUUGCAUCGAUAUUACAAAAGGUGGGAACACCUUUCAUAAUUUUGGUGCAAGAAUUAAUAUUUUUUCCAGUAUUUUUUUGUCCUACAAGUUUUGAGACGAGAUAUUUGUUUCUCUGUCAAAGUGAAAGUCACAUACAUGUACUAAAUGUUUAAGUUUUUAAUAUGCACUUUUUUUUAAAAUUCUGUUAUUCACCAAAAAUCCUUGCACAGUUCUUGAAAGUAAAGCACUGCAUUUGAAUGGAAUUUCUAGUCACAAACUGUCUUAAUCUCUCAGAGGACAUUUUUGUAUUGUUUAUUUUUUAUGAAUGUUUUUACAGUUACAAGAUUAUUGUAAAAUGUUAAAUACUUGGUUGUUUGCUGUGGUUUUCUUUUUACAUCCUUUAACUGAUUCAUAAAAUUUUAUUUUUCAUCAUACACAUUUGUUAAAUGUUUUAGAAUAUAUACAUAUGUCCAUGUAUGUAAUAUUUUGCUAUCUUUGUCUCUGUAUAUAUAUACAUAUAUAUGUAUAUAGCAGCUACAUUUUAAAAGAUGUGAUUGUAUGAAAGUGUGAUGUUAUUGAAUGACAGAAAAAUAGAGGAUGAACAAAAGCAUACCCUUUUUCAUAUCACACCCCAUGAUGCCAAUAUUGACCUGAGGGCUGAAGAAUUGAUAUUAAGUGUGAUAGGAGAAACAGUAUGUUUUAUUAUGUUUUUUACAUACUUAGUAAUAACUUACACAAUAAAUAAACUAACAGAUUAUAUCUAUAUUUCAUCUAAAAAUUUAAUUGGUGUGAAACAUCAAAUUUACAUUUUCAGUUAAACUUGACACAUGAAAGGUUCAGAUAUACAUGUAUAUUUAAAUUUCAAUUAAUGUAAAUGAAUAAAGAAGCAGAAAUUCUGGAAGUGGUGCAUUUUGGUUUGACUAAGGGCUAUUGUGACAUCACUAGUAUUCCAAAUGCAGAAAGCAUGUAUUUAUUACUAAGUAUAUAUUAAACAUGACAUGAAAACAUGUCCGUAGACAAGUAAUAAUUACUUUAUUAGUGGAAUUUAAGCCCAGUGAUGAAGUCAGCUUUUCUGUCAGUCCGUCACACUCUGUGUCAAUCGAUAUCUUGAGUAGAUUUAAACACAGUUGUCAUAUUUUGCAUUGGAGUAUCUGAUGGAUAGAGAAAGACACCUAUAUAUUGUGUGGUUUAAGGUUGUAUCGCACAGAAAAGUACCGGUACUAGUCCCAACUAUUUGCAUUGAGCUGGACCCUAGUUUACUUUAUCAGUUUUGUACAAUGUAAUUCAAAAAUGGAAAUGAGGCCAAAGUGUAUUGUAUUAUCAAAUCAUAUUAUAAAGGAUGUUGUUUAUUUAUUGGAAUUUUAUCUGUAAUUAUUACCAAUAAAUACCAUGAUCUGACACUUAGAAUACUCACAUUGUCCUGUAAAAUCACAAAUUUUUUGGGGUUUAAUUUUCAAUGUUUUCAUACCCACAGAUUUAAAUUCUCAUAGUUAUGUUUGUUUUUCUCAGUGUGCAAAAUUUUGACCCCCAUGCAAAUGAGGGAUUUUACAGUACAAUUAUAGUUAUUAAAAUUGUUAUAUGUUAUUGGCUGGAUUGCAAAGCUAGACUAUGAAUUGAAAAUUCCAUUCCAUUCUGGCAAUAGAUGUCAAAUGUUUUCAUAUUAGCUUUUGCAUUUAGCUUUGCUAUGGUUAUCUGUCUAGUGUGUCUGGUAUGCGAUAUGAUACCAGGAUUUAACAAGUAUGAUUAUUGGUAUACAAAUAGGUUGAUUUUUCUUUAAAUUAACCAAAUUUUGUUUCUUAUACAGAUGUAUUUACAAUGGAGUGAUCUUUGGGUUUUCUCUUUAUCUUAGCUUGUAUGAAACAUGUGACACAAUCAAUAAAUCAGGGGUUAUAGCUGUAUUUGAAACAGAAAGUUAUAGCAUUGACCAGGGGGUUGUAGCUGUAUUUGAAACAGAAAGUUAUCGCAUUGACCAGGGGGUUGUAGCUGUAUUUGAAACAGAAAGUUAUAGCAUUGACCAGGGGGUUGUAGCUGUAUUUGAAACAGAAAGUUAUCGCAUUGACCAGGGGGUUGUAGCUGUAUUUGAAACAGAAAGUUAUAGCAUUGACCAGGGGUUGUAGCUGUAUUUGAAACAGAAAGUUAUAGCAUUGACCAGGGGGUUGUAGCUGUAUUUGAAACAGAAAGUUAUCGCAUUGACCAGGGGUUGUAGCUGUAUUUGAAACAGAAAGUUAUAGCAUUGACCAGGGGGUUGUAGCUGUAUUUGAAACAAAGUUAUAGCAUUGACCAAAUAGUCACCACAAACUUCAGAGCCUUGCAGGUACAAGUACUAGCAUGUACCAAGAACAUCAUUAAAAAUGUGUUAUUUACAAAAUACAAUUUAUUCAACUUAUAUAAUCAGUUUUUCUUACAAUAUCAUGUAUAAUACCGGUAACUUUUGUAUCAGUUUUCAGCCUGAAACUUUACAUUUUUAUAAAUGUACAGAAAAUAUUACCUAUACUUGGCUUACCAACAGAUUAGUACUUAUACUUUAGAACAUGGAGAACAUUUGUGUAUUACAGACAGGGAAUCUGUUUUGUGUUUCACUACAUAUCCAUUCGCAAUAACCUUGAUUCACCUUGUCAAUUUUCUCUGGAUGCUGUGCAAUCCAGCCAUUUUCAAAAGUACAAAUUUUCUAGGCUUCUUGUUUGUUGUUGUUGUUUUUUAUAAUGUAAGCUUCAUGAAUACAGGUGUAGAAAAUCUUUUAAGUAACAGAAUUUUAAAUCACAUCUACAUUUUGAUGAUCCCAACCAAGUUUGCUAUAAAUGGGUUUCAGUAUAAAAUAGCUUUCAAAAUUCUUUGAGUUGAAUUUUAGAAUUACAUGUACUGGUACAUUGUUUCAGCAUUUUUGCACUGUAUUUCAAGUUUUCAGAAAUAGUAAGGGUGAUCAUAAUUAUGUUUCUGACCUACAUCUACGUAGGUAUGCCCUGUUUAAAGUCUGAAUGGUCUAGAAUUAAAUCUGGUUGAUACCCAGAUCAUAGUGAAAGGAAUUAUGCUGCAGCUUGUAAUUUUCUAAUGAAUAAAUUAAUGAAGAUUUAGGGAUUUAAUGCAGAAACUACCAGUAGAUUUAUUAGAAAACAAUUGUUUAAGUUUCUCUAUUAUUUCUCCCUUCUUCCAGGGGGAGAUAUAUUGUUUUUGUACUUCCUGUCCAUCUGUGUCUCACAAAAGUUUGUGAAUGCUUCUCCUGUGUGGUUGAUCAGAUUGGCUUGACUCUGUGUACAAUGCUUCAUUGCCAUUUUUAGAUGUGCAUAUUGUUGGGCUUGAGUAUCCAAUUAUUUUCCUAAAGUUCUAGUGGAUCUAAGAGAAGUGCAUGGAAGAUGUAAAAUAGCUUGUGAACAAUCUCCUCCUACAGUAAGGUAUAUGGCUUAUCUUGAUGUUCACAUUGUUUCAACCCAGGAAUCUAAUAUAAUAGCUUAAUAUUGGUGACAUGGAUGUUGAAUCUUUUCUCCGUCUUUUUCUUCAAUGCACAAAGUGCAGUUCAUAAUGUCUAUCUAUGUUCAUGCUCAUGCUUUCUCCUCCAUACCAUGCAGUACAUUAAGGGGGGUUGGGUUGUAAUUUGGAGCACUUUCACCACAAUUUGGGGAGCUGGGGAGACAUUUGUAUUUUAACAAAAUCAAAUUAUAUUUUUUCUUAUGAUUAUAUACCUUAUGAAAAGUAAGCAAGCAUAUAUCUUCGAAUUGACUGAAAUAAUCACCUCCAACAGCUCAGUCGUUUGUUGGUCACAGCUCGGACUGAUUUAUGGUUGACUGAUACAGGUGUUGUAACAGUUGUGUAUGAUGUAUGUUUCACAUUUCAUUUACAUUUCCAAUCAGUCAUUGCUAUGUGUUCUUUAAAUCUGAAAUAAAUGUAUUAUAUACUGUU